AUGACUCCACUCGCUCAAGGAACUCUAUCUGCACCUACAACUCAUAGAAACAUGAUCAUGUGGUAUCCAGAGCCCAGGUUGAAAGAGUACCUAAGGGGUAUCGUUCCGAGUACAGUGCGGCUGACUGUGGGUGGUUUAGAACGAUCAAUAAAGCAGUUCUUGGGCAGACAAGAAGGGUGGACCAUGGCUGAUUUCUCUACGACAAAUCUUCCUGUACUUACCGACAAGAAUUGGAGUAGGUGGAGUACGCAGAUGCGUGUGUUGUUUCGCGUUCAAAAUGUGAGCAGUGUGGUAGAAGGAGAUAACUUCGUUAGUGAUAUUCGUGGUUCAGAAGAUCAGAAGGAGAUUCUAAGAGAGAAAGAUGAUAAAGCCUUGCUGAUCAUUCACCAAUGUGUGGAUGAUAUGCAUUUCGAGAAGAUACAAAAUGCAUCUACAGCUAGAGAAGCGUGGGAGAUAUUGGUACACUGCCAUUCUGGGGGAGAGAAAAUCAGAAAAGUGAAACUCCAGACGCUGCGGAGACAAUACGAACUGGCACAAAUGGAGGAUAGUGAUAAGGUUAGUGAUUAUUUCACUAAAAUUCUGAGUAUUACUAACCAGAUGAAGAGAUGUGGCGAGUCCAUUAGUGAUUUCAUGAUAGUUGAAAAGAUUAUGCGGUCUCUACCUCAGCGGUUCGAUUACAUUGUUGUGGCAAUUGAAGAAUCAAAAGAUACAGAGAAGAUGAAGAUUGAGGAACUACAAAGUUCCUUAGAGGCGCAUGAAAUGAGAUUGAUAGACCGAAAUCCCGUAAAGAAUGAUGAGCAAGCACUCAAGGCGCUGUAUGUCAGAAAUGAAGAGAAAAAGAAGUUCAAGAAGUGGAAAGGAAAACCAGCAAGAGGAAAAUGGAAAAAUGAGUAUAAUGCAAAUGAGCAAGAUGAAAAGGUUGAAUGUCCUGAAGGCAAGAAUGGUUCUGAUAAGAACAUAAAGAAGAAAGAUAGGAGGAAUGUAGAAUGCUUUAGUUGUCACAAGAUGGGGCAUUACGCAUUCGAAUGUUACUCAAAUAAAGGUAAACAAAAGAAGAAACAACAAAGCAAAGAGGCGUAUCUGGCUCAAGAGGACUCUGACUCAGAACCAUUGACGCUGAUGGUAACAACAACAACUGAUAAUUCACAAUCAUUUGUGAAAUCAUGGUAUUUGGACUCGGGGUGCUCAAAUCACAUGACAUGCAACAAGGAGUGA
This is a messenger RNA of Vigna angularis (adzuki bean), 1215 nucleotides long. RefSeq lists its product as uncharacterized. The transcript is spliced from 2 exons. Gene Ontology annotation, molecular function: zinc ion binding; nucleic acid binding. Lineage: Eukaryota; Viridiplantae; Streptophyta; Magnoliopsida; Fabales; Fabaceae. The coding region runs from base 1 to 1215 and encodes 404 amino acids. The record is from RefSeq and is a predicted model, not a curated record.